CUGAGAGCGGUUGGUGAUUUCAUUUCUCAGUGAGGAUCAACGGGACUGCUACAGAGGAUGAAGAGGAUGAUGAAGAUCAUGCUCCUCUUAAUCGGUGUGUGUGUGCUGCUGCUGUCUGCACCGACUGUUUCUGCAGUGUCUCUGUCUGUCAGUCCAAACCUUCAGCAGGUCUUCAGUGGAUCUUUAGUGGACCUGAGUUGUGUUGAUGAUGGACAGACAGCUGAUGGAUGGACAGUGAAGAGGACCAGAGGAGGAUUCACUGAGGACUGUGGAGCAGCUCCAGGCUUUGGAAGGCUUCUUGGUUCCUACUGUGUUGUGGAUCUUUCUGCUCCCAGUGAAACCUUCUGGUGUGAGGACUCCUCUGGACAGCAGAGUGACAGAGUCUCCUUCAGUGUCCAAUCAGACCCUACAGGAACAGGAACCAAGAACAGGAACGUCUGACUGCUGAAGAAACAGUCUGAGGAGGAGGAGGAGCUGGUGAUGAAGAGCAGCCUGUGUGUAUAUACAGUAUCUGUUGUGUAUUCAACCCUGAGGAAGAUGAAGAUUCACCUUUGCUUUGGCCUUCCUCUGCUAACAGCUAACUAACCUCAGCCAGAUGUUCUGCAGCUGUUUCUCUAACAUUAGAAGUUUAUAAUGAUGAUGACCCCGAACGUGUUUCUGCUGUUCUGAUGGAUCUCCACAUAGCGUCCUGACUCUGUGUCACAUGUUAGCUUCAUGUGGGUCAAAGGUCAAAGCUGCUGACUGUCAGGAAGCACCAAACACCCCCUCUGACCUCAGAGCUCCCUGAGGCCACACCCACACUUCCUGUCAGUGCCUGUGAUUGACAGCUGCCUCCAUCAGUAUCACAUAUAUCCAUAUAAUCACCCUGAGGUCACUGAUGUUGCUGCUGUAUGAACCACAUUAAAUGGUUUUACAUAUUAACA
Molecule: messenger RNA, 923 nt
Organism: Oreochromis aureus
Lineage: Eukaryota; Metazoa; Chordata; Actinopteri; Cichliformes; Cichlidae
Exons: 4
Coding region: 58-441 (127 amino acids)
Biological process (GO): cell surface receptor signaling pathway
Molecular function (GO): transmembrane signaling receptor activity
Source: RefSeq, a predicted model, not a curated record